This is a messenger RNA of Boeremia exigua, 1134 nucleotides long. RefSeq lists its product as uncharacterized. Gene Ontology annotation, molecular function: adenine deaminase activity. Bases 1 to 1134 code for a protein of 377 amino acids. The transcript is spliced from 3 exons. Gene Ontology annotation, biological process: hypoxanthine salvage; adenine catabolic process. Gene Ontology annotation, cellular component: cytosol. NCBI's taxonomy places the organism in Eukaryota, Fungi, Ascomycota, Dothideomycetes, Pleosporales, Didymellaceae. The record is from RefSeq and is a predicted model, not a curated record.
AUGACGGAUGUCGAAGACGCGCUUUCUGUGGCAGGACGUGGAGAGCUACGACGUUCUCUUUUCAUUGUCAAGGAUCCAUAUAUUGACGCAAUUCCCAAGGUCGAGCUUCAUGUUCAUAUCGAAGGCAUCAUAAGUGCCGAUCUAAAAUGGAAGUUCUCGCAGCGAAACAAGCAGGCGAUCAUCAACCCUCGGACCGGCCGAGCUUUCUGCUCACUCGAGGAAUUGCGAGACUCUCACGAUACCUUGAAGCCGCGUACUGGUUCCCGUAUGGACAACAGUGAGGAGACUCUCUCCUUUUUCGAGGCCUACUACGGUGGCUUUGAGGUUCUCAAAACGCAACAAGACUACUUCGAUCUUGCAAUGGAUUACUACGAACACGCUGUGUCAAUGAACGUGAAAUACGCAGAGAUCUUCUUUGAUCCACAGGGACACACACGGGUUGGGACGAAGUGGAAGACGAUGAUGGCAGGGUUCCGAGAAGCGCAACGAAAAGCUGAGAAGGAAUUUGAUGUACAAUCUACCUGGAUCAUGUGUUUCCUCCGAGAUGAAUCCCCAGAGUCUGCAAUGGAACACUACGAAGCAGCUCUGACUUACCGCGACAUGAUUGUAGGAAUUGGCCUUGACUCCAACGAAGUCGACCGACCACCAUCCUUGUUCGACGAAGUCUUCACUCGGGCAAGGAAAGACGGCUUUCGUCUUACUGCGCACUGUGAUGUGGGGAAAUCCUACCCGCUCGAGCAUAUCCGUCAGGUGGCAUCAAGCAUUGCAGGCAGGGGCGCUGAUCGAAUCGACCACGGACUCAAUGCCGCUAGCGAUGCAGAUCUUGUUACUCUCAUCAAAGAGAGAGGGUUGGGGAUGACGAUCUGUCCUUGGUCAUAUAUCCGGCAUCAACCGUUUGACGAGGUAUUCCAGCGUAUUCGAGUACUCUUCGACGCUGGGGUUAUGCUGAGCAUUGCAAGUGAUGAUCCAGCGUUCAUGGAAGAUACCUGGGUGAGGGAAAACUUACUUGUCGUUAGGAAGUACUGUAGCUUUACGAACUGGGAGGUACAGAAGCUUGCGGAAAGUGCCAUCCAGAUGUGCUGGGCUCGAGAAGAGCUCAAAGAUAAGAUGUUAAGAACUACCUUCAUCUUCUAA